Triplophysa dalaica is the source of this 2139-nucleotide messenger RNA. RefSeq names its product E3 ubiquitin/ISG15 ligase TRIM25-like. Bases 742 to 1791 code for a protein of 349 amino acids. Gene Ontology annotation, molecular function: zinc ion binding. NCBI's taxonomy places the organism in Eukaryota, Metazoa, Chordata, Actinopteri, Cypriniformes, Nemacheilidae. The record is from RefSeq and is a predicted model, not a curated record. The transcript is spliced from 10 exons.
CAUACAGGCUUGGACAGACAUGAGGGUAAAUAAAUAAUGACAGACGUUAUAUUUUGGGCUAAACUGCUCCUUUAAGACACCACUGGUCUUCGGUUUCAAAAUAAAGUGGAUUUUCCAUUGUGUGUGCAAAGGUGGCCGUAAGUUUUUGACAUGGUUCCUCACAUGUGUAAGUCAGGCCAGCUGUGAGGGAAUCUGGGACUGCUUCUCAUUACAUUAGUCCUCUUUUCCCAGCACUGAAAUGUGCUAUCUGUCAUGUCAGCACCUGGCUUGCAUUACCUUGAGGACCGCCUCCUGUCCCUGCCCGGUCUCCAUUCAGCUAUAACUACACGUGCUUCAGCUGCCCUUCAGAUUCACAACGCCGAUGAUGAUACAUUAGCUGUACGAGUCUGAAAAAGUUGUAAUCAUUUUAAUGAUUCACAAGAGAGACCAAUUCUAAAGCAGUCGGGUCCGUAACAGGGCAAUUGUGUUUUACACUUUUUGAAUCUAAUAUGGCUUCUGUGAUUCAGAUACUGAAUACUUAAAUAUUGGAAAUAUUCUGUAAGAUUUGUCAGGGCAAGCCUAACGCUGGUUUGCUGGUAGCUAACAGUCAGGUCAGGUCUCUGUGAAGGACGUUCUGAAGUCAUCUGAACUGGCACAAAAAGGAGCUUAAAUGGGAUUCCAGGAAAAGCAGACGGUCCUCCCUAAUAACCAGACCAAAAGAAAAGUUUGGCCAAACCAGAAGUCUGAACUGCACGGAUCAAAAUGGAGGAAUCAUUGUUUGAUGCUCAAAAUCCUUUAAACUGUCCAAUCUGUCUGGAUAUACUUCAUGACCCAGUCACCACAUCUUGUGGGCACAGUUUCUGUAUGAACUGUAUUAAGAAGGUCUGGGAUCGGGAAAUUCAGAGCGGAGUUUGCAGCUGCCCCAACUGCAGGCAAACCUUUAAUCAAAGACCAACUCUUAACAAAAGUACAGUACUGGCUGAUAUUGUCAAGGGAGUGAAAAAUGCCCCAAUAGCUGGGCCUGGAGAUGAGGGGUGUGAUGUUUGCAGGGUACGAAAACGAAAAGCCAUCAAGUCUUGUUUGGUGUGUUUGGCUUCUUACUGUCAAAUUCACGUCAAGCCUCAUUAUGCGUCUGAAACAUUCAAGAAACACAAGCUGGUGGAACCUGGUUUACAGCAGCAGAUCUGCUCUCAACAUCACAGAGCUCUGGAGAUUUAUUGUCAAGAUGACCGGAAGUGCAUCUGUGUGCUUUGUACCGGAGAAAAGCACAGGGGGCAUAGAACAAUAUCAGCUGCUACUGAAAUGGUAGAAAGACAGAAAGAGCUCAAAAUAAGACGGAGGAAUAUCAAAGAUAACAUGACGAACAGACGGAAGAAAAUGGAGGAGUUCGGGAUAGCUAUGAACCAACAUAAGUUCUUUGCAUUAGAAACAGUCAAGGAAACUGACAAAAUUUUUACAGAGAUGAUCAACACAAUCAAGGAAAGACAAGCUGUGGUACGAGCAAUGGUCACAACUCGCAUGAAGCAAGAAGUGGCUCAGGCUAAGAAGCACAUACAGACGCUAAAUACAGAGAUCCAUCAAAUGCAGGAGGAAGAUGAUCAAUUGGAGCCUCUUCUACAGACAGAGGAUUACAAUUAUUUCUUCCAGAAUAACUCUUUCACUUCUGGACUGUCUUUGCACACAAGCCCAUCUAAGGAUGUUAGAAAAGUCGUGACAUUUGAAAAUGUAAGGAAAUCAGUUUCGGAGCUAAAAACGCAACUGGAAGAAGCAUGUGUAAAGCAUAAGGACAUGAUAUCACAGACAGAAUUGUAAAGCCACUUCGCCAUUAAUCUUUGCUGAUGCUGAAACCACUCAGUAAUCCAGCUGUGCCCAGAUUUAAAAGACUGCUUCAACCACUGAUCUAUAUGAAGGACUGGAUUGCCCAGUGUUGGUGUGCCCAAAAUGUAUAUUAAAUGAAUAGAGAGUUAUCACAUAUUAAUGAUAAAACAGUAACUUACUAGUCCCUGUAGCUAGUAAAUUUUAAUAUUAAUGAUACAUUGGAAUUGCAGGAUAAGAUCGACAUAGGCAUAUUUGGUUAAGGUUUUUGUUAGUGUGAAAGUGGCAGCUUAGAAGAUUGUAAAAAUGUGUAUUUAAUAAUAAAUAAAGAUCUGUAGUAAAACA